UAACCUAGCUCACUUUUUAUCCUUCAUGCAACAAACUGAUAGAUCAUUUCACCUUCUCAAUACAAGUAUUCAAACACACACACACACACACACGUAUAUAUAUGUGCACCACAAUGUAUCUGUACUCACAAGAUUCAAAAUAAGUAAAAAGAAGUUAAACAUCAAGCAGAACAUAAUGGCAAGCUUGGGAAGUUUCAUGUCUGUAUUAAACUUUCUCUUAUUUCUCUUUGUUGGUUUAAUCUCUUCAUCUGAAGCUGCCAUAAAGAAAUACCAGUUUGAUAUUCAAGUGAAGAAUGUGAGUAGACUGUGCCAUGCAAAACCCAUUGUAACUGUAAAUGGGAGGUUUCCAGGGCCAACUAUCUAUGCUAGGGAAGGAGAUCAAGUGUUUGUCAACGUUACCAACCAUGCACAAUACAACAUGUCGAUUCAUUGGCAUGGACUUAAACAAUAUCGUAAUGGUUGGGCGGAUGGACCGGCUUACAUCACACAGUGUCCGAUACAGACCGGAAACAGCUAUACUUACGAAUUCAACGUUACUGGGCAAAGAGGAACACUAUGGUGGCAUGCACACAUUUUCUGGCUUAGGGCCACUGUCUACGGGGCAAUAGUAAUUAUGCCUAAACUUGGAACACCAUUUCCUUUCCCACAGCCAGCUAGAGAAUUCGAAAUUGUCUUAGGUGAAUGGUGGAACAAUGAUGUGGAAGAGAUUGAAAAGCAAGGGAACAAAUUGGGGUUGCCACCAAAUAUGUCAGAUGCACAUACGAUCAAUGGAAAACCAGGACCACUAUUUCCUUGUUCUGAGAAGCACACAUUUGCAAUGGAGGUAGAACAAGGGAAGACAUACCUCAUGAGAAUCGUCAACGCUGCCCUCAACGAUGAGCUUUUCUUUGCCAUUGCGGGUCACAACAUGACAGUAGUGGAGGUUGAUGCUGUUUAUACAAAACCAUUCACCACUCAGGCUAUACUAAUUGCUCCUGGUCAAACCACAAACGUUCUGGUUCAUGCCAAUCAAGUUGCUGGUAGGUACUUUGUGGCCACCAAGGCUUUUAUGGAUGCCCCAAUUCAAGUUGACAACAAAACUGCUACAGCUAUACUUCAAUACAAAGACAUCCCAAACACUGUCCAACCCAUCCUUCCACAGUUGCCAGCUAGCAAUGACACAGGUUUUGCUUUGAGUUACAACAAAAAGCUCAGAAGCUUGAACUCUGCUAAGUACCCUGCUAAUGUUCCUCUCAAAGUUGAUAGAAACCUCUUUUACACUAUUGGUUUAGGCAAGAAUUCUUGCCCCACAUGCCUCAAUGGAACCAGGUUUCUUGCUUCCAUAAACAAUGUAUCUUUUGUGAUGCCUCAAAUUGCGCUUCUCCAAGCUCACUACUUCAACAUCAAGGGUGUUUUCAGAGCUGAUUUUCCUGACCGCCCACCAACUCCUUUCAACUAUACCGGUGCGCCAUUAACCGCCAACCUUGCCUCUUUGACAGACACAAGAGUAAACAAGAUUGCCUUCAAUUCUACUGUUGAGCUAGUUUUGCAGGAUACUAAUCUCCUCACAGUUGAAUCACAUCCAUUUCAUCUUCAUGGAUAUAACUUUUUCGUUGUCGGAACUGGUAUCGGUAAUUUUGAUCCUGCUAAAGACCCUGCCAAAUACAACUUGGUAGAUCCUAUUGAAAGGAACACAAUUGGGGUUCCUACAGGUGGUUGGACCGCAAUUCGCUUCCAAGCAGAUAAUCCAGGUGUUUGGUUCAUGCAUUGUCAUUUGGAGUUGCACACUGGUUGGGGGUUGAAAACAGCUUUCCUUGUUGAAAAUGGACCAAACCAAGGUCAAUCGGUUCUGCCACCACCAAAGGACCUUCCUUCAUGCUAGUCAUUGGUUCAGAAAUAACCAGAGAAAAAUUUAAUUGAUUUGUAUUCAAUGAUUUUACUGUGUUUUUGAGUAUCCAGCCUUCAUGUAAAAGUCGCAGAAGGUUUUUAAUUAAGAGACAAAAAUAAGAGGAGACAAAUGUAAGGAAAGAUUUCAAGGAUUUCUUGUAAUUAAAUUUCCAAAGUAAUGAUUUUUUAUUUCAUUGUUA
Messenger RNA from Medicago truncatula (barrel medic), 2066 nucleotides. Its product is annotated as laccase-11. NCBI's taxonomy places the organism in Eukaryota, Viridiplantae, Streptophyta, Magnoliopsida, Fabales, Fabaceae. Gene Ontology annotation, cellular component: apoplast. Bases 26 to 1861 code for a protein of 611 amino acids. The record is from RefSeq and is a predicted model, not a curated record. The transcript has 6 exons. Gene Ontology annotation, molecular function: copper ion binding; hydroquinone:oxygen oxidoreductase activity. Gene Ontology annotation, biological process: lignin catabolic process.